AAUCCAAGGGCUUUUUAAAGACAGUCCGAUCACCCAGGUCUUGUCUGCCACCUGCUGGUCAAAAAUAUGUGAAAUGAUCCUCAACAAAAAAAGCAGUAACGUUGACGUUUUCGUGUAGGCUAAAUGCAUGUAUGUAUAAAUGCAACCCUUAAACAGCCAUUUAAAUGUAGGCCUAAACAAGAUGUCGUUCUUUGAUACGACUUAUUUCUGUGUAAUAAAAGUCAAAACAACAACGUUGGUUGAGGCUUGGGCAGUGACGCAUGUGUUACGUCACUUAUCAACACGGAACAAGCAUGCACAUUCGACUCUGCCCCGUCUACAGGACUUCUUCGUCGGUAUGGAUGACUACAAGAUCCUGAAAGUGAUUGGGGAGGGAUCCUUUGGUCGUGCCCUAUUGGUCCAGCAUAAAAACUGUGAAACAAAAUGGGUAUUGAAAGAAAUCCAAAUUCCAAAGGCUCGAAGUGGAGCACAGUCCAGAAGAGAAGCAGUGCUCCUGGCCAAAAUGAAGCAUCCAAAUAUUGUGGCCUUUAAGGAUUCAUUUGAAGCUGACGGCUAUUUGUACAUUGCCAUGGAGUUCUGUGGUGGAGGUGACCUGCUUCAAAGGAUCCGUCUGCAAAAGAACGCACAUUUCUCUGAGGAUGUUGUCUUGAAAUGGUUCGCCCAGAUGUGCUCAGGUGCCAAACAUAUCCACGACAAGCGUGUCCUACAUCGGGAUUUGAAAUCCAAGAACAUUUUCCUGACAGACAAUGGAACAGUCAAGCUGGGAGACUUUGGCUCGGCCUGUCUUCUGAGCAGUGCUGAAGGUUGUGCUCAGACAUACGUUGGUACUCCCUAUUAUGUAUCUCCAGAAAUCUGGGACAGUAAACCAUAUAACAACAAAAGUGAUGUGUGGUCACUGGGCUGUGUGCUAUACGAGCUCUGCACUCUUAAGCACCCGUUCCAGGCCUGCAGCUGGAAGAGCCUGAUCCUGAAAGUAUGUCGAGGUGCCUACGACCCUUUGCCCAAGCACCUCCCGUACGAGCUCCAUUACCUGAUCAAGCACAUGUUUAAGACCAACCCCAGGGACCGGCCCUCCGUCCAGACCAUCCUGACCUCGCACCGCAUCUCCAGGUUGCUGCAGAAACAUCUGCAGACUCCCGAGAAACCACAGACCGAGCGUGUUCAGCGUUGGAGGAGAGAGGAUGGUAAAGCGGUGGCCAAACUACUUGGUCAGAAGACACUUCUCACCGCCUCGACAGUAGAGAGCACUUUUGGGGAGAGUCACGAAGGAGAAUUGAGGCCUCGCCGGAGGUGGGCUGCAGGCCCCUCCGAGACGGUCCUGGAGGUCCUCAAAAAUGCUGAUGUAAUUUCCUCGGACAGCAUGCCUAUCGGUGACCUCGAGGCAUGUUCAGAGUCUUUAGCCUCUGAGGCGCCGCAGAAGAGAGAGAGGAGACGGUGGGACCGGGAGCCUCCGCAGCGUCUCCUGAGCCUGCUGGAGAAAGCCAGCCUCAGCACGGCUUUCAAAACCUACACUAUACACCGAAAAGGGACUUUGAGGAAGAGACUCAUUUUGACCUGCUGGAUGGACUGGAAAAACUGACUACUGAACACUAACAUUUUAUCACCAUUUUCCACAAAUGCUAACGCUGAUCUCAUGGGUGUCGGAGCCAUUAUACGACUUUUUAUAAUUGUUAGUUUGGAACCCCCCCACACACUUUUGCAAUGCAAAAUAUCAGUGCUGUUUUAAAACUGUUAUAGUAAUAUCUCCAACGUCCAUGUCAAAUCCAUUCCACUUGAUUACAAAUGCUAUAAUGAAACUUGAUGGCAAUAAUUUUGGAGUUUCAAGACUAGUUUUAGUUAGCCAUGUGGCCCCUCUUGGCAUGAAACAAAGAUACCCUCCCCUCCCCCAAUGAAAUGCUAAUGUACUGGUUCCAAGGGCAAUCAGAUCCACAAGACAAAGGAUGUUACCUUGCUAUACUGUAUCCAUGUCAUGAAAUUUAAAUGUAUUCAUGUUUGGUAUCAUUGUAAUAGUCGCAGUACAAGGAUUGUAAUGAUUUAAUUGUAAGAAUGUUUGGAACGUUCUAUAAGUGAUAUUUCUGAUUUAUAGGAUAUCUCUCCUCAUGCUGAUCAGAUAAGAAUGGGUAGGUGUGAGUAGGUGUUUCUGAUGCCAUCUGGAGAACCAACCACGUGGGCUUGUUUUGCCGCCAAAUUCUUUCUUUGUUUAACUCAUACAAAAGUGACUAACUUGCAUUGUUUGUUAGAACGAGAACUAGAACUGAAGAAGAGAGAGAGAGAGGUUAGCCUCUGGCCAUGGCCUAAGACCAUAUAGACCAUUUUUUUACCCUCUCUGCUUGUAACAGAAUAAACCUGAUUCCUAAGUUUU
This is a messenger RNA of Alosa sapidissima (American shad), 2362 nucleotides long. RefSeq names its product NIMA related kinase 3 (gene nek3). The coding region runs from base 140 to 1579 and encodes 479 amino acids. The record is from RefSeq and is a predicted model, not a curated record. NCBI's taxonomy places the organism in Eukaryota, Metazoa, Chordata, Actinopteri, Clupeiformes, Clupeidae. Gene Ontology annotation, molecular function: protein kinase activity; ATP binding. The transcript has 13 exons. Gene Ontology annotation, biological process: protein phosphorylation.